AUGACAGCUGGAACUGUUGUCAUAACCGGAGGAAUUCUCGCCACGGUGAUUCUCUUGGUUAUCAUAGCAGUGCUCUGUUACUGUAGACUCCAGGUAGGUGUGUACGUGUGUGUGUCUGUGUAUGAGAGAUCUACUUAGACUCACUACAGUCUCUAUUCACUAAUUCAUUGUCCCAAAUCACAACCUCUCUCCCUCUCUCUCCCCCCCUUUCCAUCAGUAUUACUGCUGUAAGAAGAAUGGGUCAGAAGGGGACACCGGCUCCAUCACGCAGCCCCACUUUGCCUGCAACGCAUGCAGUGCACCCGGGGUGGAUGGGGCGGCCGUCACCCCCCUCUUCACAGAGCCCCCUGCCUCCCAUGCCACAGGGCCUCCCCGCAACUACUGCCCCACCUGCUCGCCCUACGAAUCACCCUUCUACAUCCGCACCACCGACGAGAUGCGCAACGGCGGCGAGCGCAUCACCUACAUGCCCACGCACUAUGAGAACCCAGCUCUCGCCCUGCCCUCCCUGCACGGCUCCCUGCUGAGCACCGGCCAGCAUCGCAGCAACCCAGCACCGGACUUCUAUACCAACACUCGCGCUAUAAGUACAGAGGUGUGAACCACUUCAUAUGUGGUCCUGGUGGCUCAGUUGGUUGGAGCGCGCUACUUGCAACUCCGGUGUUGUGGGUUUGAUCCCUGCAUAGGCCAUUUACUGUACACAGAAUAUUUG
Molecule: messenger RNA, 712 nt
Organism: Coregonus sp. 'balchen'
Lineage: Eukaryota; Metazoa; Chordata; Actinopteri; Salmoniformes; Salmonidae
Source: the annotation of a GenBank genome assembly